Messenger RNA from Callorhinus ursinus (northern fur seal), 883 nucleotides. RefSeq names its product LYR motif containing 4 (gene LYRM4). NCBI's taxonomy places the organism in Eukaryota, Metazoa, Chordata, Mammalia, Carnivora, Otariidae. Gene Ontology annotation, cellular component: mitochondrion; L-cysteine desulfurase complex. Gene Ontology annotation, biological process: iron-sulfur cluster assembly. The record is from RefSeq and is a predicted model, not a curated record.
UUAAGCUGCCCGAAGCUUGCCUGCGCCCGCCUGCGCCCGCCUCCGAAGCGGCGCGCGACGCCCAGCGCCCCGAGGCGCGGGCCGGUGCUCACCCAGGCCUAGGCCCGGGCCGCUAGCAAGACCGAGCCCCACCGCAUUUUAUUUUAUUUCGUUCGUGGUUUUGCACAGACUGAAGUUUCGUGAGUUAGGUUAAACUCGGGACCUUCUCGAAGAGGACCCAUUUAUUUUUUUUUUCUUUCCAAAAUGGCAGCCUCCAGCCGCGCACAAGUGUUAGAUCUGUACCGGGCGAUGCUGAGAGAGAGCAAGUAUUUCAGCGCCUACAAUUACAGAACUUACGCUGUCAGGAGGAUAAGAGAUGCCUUCAGAGAAAAUAAGAAUGUAAAGGAUCCUGUAGAAAUUCAAGCCCUAGUGAAUAAAGCCAGAAGAGACCUUGGAAUAAUUCGUCGACAAGUGCACAUCGGCCAAAUGUAUUCGACUGACAAGCUUAUCAUUGAGAAUCAAGAGAAGCCUAGGACCUAGGGGGCCGGGACCAGCCACCACCAGCUUCAGCAUCCAUUCUGCGCUUGGGGUGGGGGCUCCCCCCAGACCACAAGUGGCCUCUUCCAUCAGCUUAGAAUAGCCUCUUGCUCAGCCUGCCCUGUAGGAGCUGAUAAACUGAGUCCGGUUUCCAUUCUUCUGCAGCCUUAGUGGAAAAGGGUGGUUGGCUCUCCUUGAUUCAAGUGUCAGAGUGAAGAGCUGGAGCUGGUUCAGAAUAAUGCUGUGUAUUAUUGUGUCUCCUCUCAACCCCACUCCUCUUUUGUAUCUCACCACCACUUGUAUAGAGCCCCUCCACCCUCUGUUUCUCCGUUGACAAUAAACAGAAUUGUCUCCCGAAGCCUUCCUA